Molecule: messenger RNA, 2544 nt
Organism: Mizuhopecten yessoensis (Yesso scallop)
Lineage: Eukaryota; Metazoa; Mollusca; Bivalvia; Pectinida; Pectinidae
Product: L-threonine ammonia-lyase-like
Exons: 3
Coding region: 80-1051 (323 amino acids)
Biological process (GO): L-threonine catabolic process; L-serine catabolic process
Molecular function (GO): L-serine ammonia-lyase activity; threonine deaminase activity
Source: RefSeq, a predicted model, not a curated record
UGUCAGUGUCCAGUUUCCAAUCGCAUGUGUGAUUGUCAGUUGAACUUCCGGUAAAGGGAGAUAAGUGUCCGAUACCCUUAUGGCACAACAAAACAACAUAGCUAUUUCCCUCACAGAUAUCGAAGAAGCAAGGAAACGCAUACAAGGGCAAGUAAAAGAAAGUCCACUGAUACAUCUGAAUUACAAAAUACCUGAUGCGAAGAUUUAUCUGAAAUGUGAAAAUCUUCAACCAAUUGGUUCAUUCAAAUUACGUGGAGCUUGCAAUGCAUUGGGAAAACUGUCAGAUGACCAACUGAAAGAGGGAGUUUACACAGCCAGUGCUGGGAAUUUCGCUCAAGGAUUGGCCUGGAAUACUCAAAAACUGGAUAUACCCUGUAAUGUGGUCGUCCCUGAUCAUGCUCCCGCCACUAAACUCGCGGCAAUAGAGAGACUUGGGGGUCAAAUUAUCAAAGUUCCGUUCAGCGAGUGGUGGAAAGUUAUACAAACACAUAAAUAUGAUGGGAUACCUGGGACAUUUGUACACCCUGUCUCAGACCCAUCAGUCAUUGCAGGGAAUGGGACAAUUGGUUUGGAGAUAUUAGAAAGUUUGCCAGAUGUCAAUGCAGUCAUCGCUCCGUACGGAGGCGGGGCACUCUCAUGUGGAAUUGCCUCCGCUGUAAAAUCGGUCAAACCAGAUGUGAAGGUCUAUGCAUCUGAAGUUGAAACAGCAGCUCCUCUCAAAGCAUCCAUGAUAGCAGACAGACCCGUGAACAUUGACUACAAGUCUUCCUUUGUGGAUGGAAUGGGAGGCAAGGCCGUCUUGGAGGAGAUGUGGCCAUUAGCUCGAAGCCUCAUUGAUGAUUCCAUCGUUGUCAGCCUGCAGCAGAUUGUGGAUGCUAUAAAGUUAAUGGCAGAGAGAAACCACAUGAUUGCAGAAGGGGCAGGUGCAGCCCCUCUUGCAGCUGCCCUGACAGGAAAGGCAGGAAAAGGGAACAUCGUGUGUGUGGUGUCUGGUGGCAACAUUGACACGGAUAAAUUGACAACAAUACUGCAAGGCAACAUACCACAGUGAUGUCAAACUUUAUGUUAAUAGCAAUUUAAGAUACAGCCAUACGGGUAUACUAUAUGUUUGAAAAUAUGAAUUGAUUUUUUUUUAUUUUGGAGAUAGAUGUCGAUUUCAAAUCAGAUACAGUAGAAUCUAGUUGUACUACCACAUUUGACCAGAUAUAUUUUAGAGGUAAAACAUGAGGGUAAAACAGUGAUUUAUAUAGGGAACAUAUUGAAGAAUCAUUAAGAAAAAAAAGGAAAUGAGACAUUACAAAAUAUUGGCUGUAAAAGGGGCAUUAAGUAUAGGUUUUACUGUAUAGUGAUGACUAUUGGGCAUUAUAACAAAGUUUUACUGUACAGUGAUAAUUAAUUGGCAUUAUCACAGUGGUAAUUAAUUGGCAUUAUAACAAGGUUUUACUGUAUAGUGAUAAUUAAUUGGCAUUAUAACAAGGUUUUACCGUAUAGUGAUAAUUAAUUGGCAUUAUAACAAGGUUUUACCGUAUAGUGAUAAUUAAUUGGCAUUAUAACAAGGUUUUACUGUAUAGUGAUAAUUAAUUGGCAUUAUAACAAGGUUUUACUGUAUAGUGAUAAUUAAUUGGCAUUAUAACAAGGUUUUACUGUAUAGUGAUAAUUAAGGGCAUUAUAACAAGGUUUGACUGUGUAGUGAUAAGUAAGGGCAUUAUAAUAAGGUUUUACCGUAUAGUGAUAAUUAAUUGGCAUUAUAACAAGGUUUUACCGUAUAGUGAUAAUUAAUUGGCAUUAUAACAAGGUUUUACUGUAUAGUGAUAAUUAAUUGGCAUUAUAACAAGGUUUUACUGUAUAGUGAUAAUUAAGGGCAUUAUAACAAGGUUUGACUGUGUAGUGAUAAGUAAGGGCAUUAUAAUAAGGUUUUACCGUAUAGUGAUAAUUAAUUGGCAUUAUAACAAGGUUUUACUGUAUAGUGAUAAUUAAUUGGCAUUAUAACAAGGUUUUACGGUUUAGUGAUAAUUAAUUGACAUUAUAAUAAGGUUUUACUGUAUACCGAUAAUUAAGGGCAUUAUAACAAGGUUUUACUAUAGUGAUAAUCAAUUGGCAUUAUAACAAGGUUUUACUGUGUAGUGAUAAGUAAGGGCAUUAUAACAAGGUUUUACCGUAUAGUGAUACUUAAUUGGCAUUAUAACAAGGUUUUACUGUAUAGUGAUAAUUAUUGGCAUUAUAACAAGGUUUUAUAUUACUGUUUAGUGAUAAAAAGUGGGUAUUAUAUCAAGGUUUUACAGAAUAUCCAUCUAUAUAUAUAUUCCCAUAUAUAUUUUUAAUUUGAUAAAAAUAUUUUUAUAGAUGUUGUAUUAAUAUAUUUUGAAGAAUACUGCUAUAUAAUUACUUACAAUUGUUAAAUAUCAAUGUUAAUGGUGUUUUAAUAUCGGGAAAAAUCUGCCUGAUAGCUAUGUUACCUUUGGACGAAGCAAUAAUAAAACAAGUUUUGGUUCUAUUUUAUAUAUGCAUUUUGUUUUGACAUAUUUUCAGUGAAAUAAAAUGUCU